AUGCAGAGACGACGCUCUGUCACCGGCGUUCUCCCUGGCCAAAUGGAAAAGAGUGUAUCAAAGAAUCAAAAUUCCCGGGUUUGCUGUUUGGCAUUCUUAUCUGCAUUCCUCUGGUUUUUCCUUUUGUACUUUCAUUUUGUGUUUCUUAGAGGAGAUAAUACUAAUGCUAAUACUACUACUGAUUUUGUUGAUGAUCACAUUCACACAAACAAAUUAAUACCUGUUAUACAUGAAUCUACCUCAAUCCAUGUUAGUGUCCCUGAAGUGAAACCCCCUCCUAGAAAGAUUGGUUUCCCCAACCCCGUUGAGAUAAAGAGUUAUCCCCCUCCCCCUAAGAGUUUCCCUUUUAGUAAAGCGUUGAAAAGUGGUGAGAAUAAGAGUGAUCCUUGUGGGGGAAGGUAUAUUUAUGUGCAUGAUCUUCCUUCAAGGUUUAAUGAGGAUAUGUUGAAGGAGUGCAAAAGUUUGAGUCUUUGGACUAAUAUGUGUAAGUUUACUGCAAAUGCUGGUCUUGGGCCGCCGCUUGAGAAUGUUGAAGGGGUGUUUUCUGAUACAGGUUGGUAUGCGACGAAUCAGUUUGCGGUGGAUGUUAUAUUUAGUAAUCGGAUGAAACAGUAUGAGUGCUUGACUAAUGAUUCGUCUAUUGCUGCUGCCAUUUUUGUACCGUUUUAUGCUGGGUUUGACAUUGCAAGGUAUCUUUGGGGUUAUAAUAUUUCACGGAGGGAUGCGGCUUCGCUUGAUCUGGUUGAUUGGCUUAUGAAGAGGCCGGAGUGGAGUAUAAUGAAUGGGCAGGAUCAUUUUCUUGUUGCGGGGAGGAUUACGUGGGAUUUUCGAAGAUUGUCUGAGGAAGAGUCUGAUUGGGGGAAUAAGCUUUUGUUUUUACCAGCAGCUAAGAAUAUGUCCAUGCUUGUGGUAGAGUCCAGUCCGUGGAAUGCAAAUGAUUUUGGGAUUCCGUAUCCUACGUACUUCCACCCUGCGAAAGAUGCGGAUGUGUUCCAUUGGCAGGAAAGAAUGAGGGGAUUAAAGAGGAAGUGGCUUUUCUCCUUUGCUGGAGCUCCACGUCCUGGUAACGUCAAAUCAAUCAGGGGUCAACUAAUUGAGCAAUGCAGAAGUUCGCCGGUUGGUAAGCUAUUGGAAUGUGACUUUGGUGAAAGCAAAUGUCAUUCUCCUAGCAGCAUUAUGCAGAUGUUUCAAGGCUCGCAAUUCUGCUUGCAACCUCAAGGUGAUUCAUACACAAGAAGGUCUGCGUUUGAUUCAAUGUUGGCUGGUUGUAUACCUGUCUUUUUCCAUCCAGGUUCGGCUUACACACAAUAUACUUGGCAUCUUCCUAAGAAUUAUACCAAGUAUUCCGUCUUCAUUCCAGAGGAUGACAUUCGUAAGAAGAAUAUGAGUAUAGAGCAAAUACUUCGUCAGAUACCUCCUGAACAAGAGAAAAUGAUGAGAGAAGAGGUCAUUAGUCUCAUUCCAAGCCUAGUAUAUGCUGACCCUCGCUCCAAGUUAGAAACUUUGAAAGACGCGUUUGAUGUUGCUGUACAAGCAGUAAUUAACAAAGUUACACAUUUGAGGAAGGAUAUUAUUGAAGAUAAUAUCGACAAAAACUUCAUUGAGGAGAACAGUUGGAAAUAUGCUCUGCUGGAUGAGGGAAAGCAUGAAGUAGGACCUCAUGAAUGGGAUCCUUUCUUCUCAAAACCAAAGGAUGGUAGUGGAGAUUCCACUGAUUCAUCUGCUGCAGCUGCAAAAAACUCUUGGAAGAACGAGCAAAGAGAUCCAGUAUAA
Molecule: messenger RNA, 1773 nt
Organism: Lathyrus sativus (Indian pea)
Lineage: Eukaryota; Viridiplantae; Streptophyta; Magnoliopsida; Fabales; Fabaceae
Source: the annotation of a GenBank genome assembly